Molecule: messenger RNA, 177 nt
Organism: Racocetra fulgida
Lineage: Eukaryota; Fungi; Glomeromycota; Glomeromycetes; Diversisporales; Gigasporaceae
Source: the annotation of a GenBank genome assembly
CCUGACUUCGCAACCGAGUUUUGGACAACUGCUCCUGUUACUGGGAAAAACCAAGGCAGUAAUGUUACUGACAGAGAUUUGAACGGGUUUCAAUCACGAACAUCUGAUAUUGGUCGCGUAAUUCCACAACAGGAGAUUCUUUCUCGUGUUGUUCCGUUUUGGGAAGUAAGUUCUUAA